AUGGGCAGCAAUAACAAUAGGUCACGCCGCAAGAAAAACAGGCGUCAAGAUGAAGAUCCUAUUGCAAAAUUCUUCGCCCAAUACCCUGCAUUUCGUUAUCGCCCAGAAAAGCCAAUUGUGGCAGAAUUCUAUCGCAUGUGCGAUUAUUUCGAAUGGGAUAAGCAAAGUUAUGAGAAGCGGGAGGCAUCUAGGAAAUUCAAAAAUGCAAUGGUCGUGAAAUUCAAUAACACAUAUGGUACUGAUGUUCACGAUAUCAAUUGCUGGCACAAAUUGUGCCUUGCUGUCGACAUUGAUCCCAUUCCGUACACGAUCAAGGAAUGCAAGAAGGAAAUCAGCGACAUUUACGUCAACCUUGUUGACCUUGUCGACAACUAUUCCGGCCGCAAGGCCAAGCUAUUUGAUUCACUGGAAGAUCUCCGUGAAUACACCAAAAAAACCGGAAAAUUUUUCCCCAAGGAGUCUGCAUAUGCUGGUGGAGUGCUCAAAUAUUUGCUUCGGGAGAUCCUAACCAGCUAA
Ophidiomyces ophidiicola is the source of this 516-nucleotide messenger RNA. RefSeq lists its product as uncharacterized. Lineage: Eukaryota; Fungi; Ascomycota; Eurotiomycetes; Onygenales; Onygenaceae. The transcript is spliced from 3 exons. The record is from RefSeq and is a predicted model, not a curated record. The coding region runs from base 1 to 516 and encodes 171 amino acids.